UUUGUAGAAGUAUGCGAUCAUGACCUGGGGUUUAGAUGUAAUAGUGGUUCGAUUAUCAACUGUUUGGACGUAUGUAAUGGCAAAAAAGAUUGUGAAGAUGGUUCUGACGAAUUCUUGCGGAAUGAUGUCACAGAAAGCCCCUGUCGAAACCUGGAGUGCCCCAAUGAUCAUGUGAAGUGUAAUUAUGGCGCUUGCAUUCCAAUAAAGUACCAAUGCGAUAACAAUUACAAUUGUGCUGACAAUUCGGAUGAGUGGAAAUAUUAUUGCCACAAACAUAAAGACAAUCCUGAAGAAUUCAAGUCGUGUGAGUCUGGCGAUUUUAUUCCAAAAAAUAAAUUUUGUAACGGAAAAGUCGAUUGUCCUAGAGACGACAGUGACGAAUGGCCACAUUUAUGCAACUUAUGGCCUUGUCCGAUCGAUACGCAUUUCCGUUGCAAAUCUGGUGGAUGUAUUCCUCUAACUAAAAAAUGUGAUAACAAUAAAGAUUGUUAUGAUAAUUCGGACGAGAAAUAUUGUGGUAGAAAAGUAACAAAAAAUCCAGUCUCUACAACACCAAAUCAGGGCUGUCUAAUUAGACAAGAUCCAAAUUAUUAUAUAAAAAAUGUGCUCGAGAAUUAUAACAUUAAUCCCGGGGACCGAGUUCCCGUCAACACACGCAUUAUUAUUAACUGUAGAAAUAACUUCGUCUUGCAUGGAAACUACCACGAACAGAGGAGAAUAUGUGAAAGAAAUGGUGUGUGGGAUUCCCCCCUACCGCAUUGCAUAAAAUAUUGCGAUGCAGAAAUCCUAAACAACAGCAAAUCUACAACAGUCUCAUGUUCAAUUGAAGGAGCGGAGGUUCCUUGUAACAAAAUAGUACCUGAUACGAUUGCGAAAGUGUCGUGUGCUGAUAGUUAUAAAAUGCCGGCACAACUAGGCGAUUCCGCUUCCUAUGAAAUGACCUGCAAAAGCGAUGGAAAUUGGAGUACAAGGAAAGCCAAUUGCGAACCGAUUUGCGGUCGUUACGCAUCAGAUAGCGCAUCAGUAGCUCCAUGGCACGUAGGUGUCAAAACAUAUUUGAACCAGAUGUGCGGAGGUACUAUUGUCUCUCCAAGUAUUGUGAUAACUGCUCUACAUUGCGUCCAAUUUGAAGAUGAACCAGCUCUUAGCGUCGACAAAGUUGUAGUGAUAAUCGCGGGGAAUUCAGUCAAUGUGUCGGAGAUUAUCGUAGGAGG
Messenger RNA from Bactrocera dorsalis (oriental fruit fly), 1214 nucleotides. Its product is annotated as modular serine protease-like. NCBI's taxonomy places the organism in Eukaryota, Metazoa, Arthropoda, Insecta, Diptera, Tephritidae. Gene Ontology annotation, biological process: proteolysis. Gene Ontology annotation, molecular function: protein binding; serine-type endopeptidase activity. Gene Ontology annotation, cellular component: plasma membrane. The record is from RefSeq and is a predicted model, not a curated record.